This is a messenger RNA of Python bivittatus (Burmese python), 4669 nucleotides long. The record is from RefSeq and is a predicted model, not a curated record. NCBI's taxonomy places the organism in Eukaryota, Metazoa, Chordata, Lepidosauria, Squamata, Pythonidae.
CCCCCGCCAUGGCGGAGGAGCGGGCCCCCCAGCUGGUGGACUACUUCGUGGUAGCCGGCUUGGUGGGCACCUUCCAGCCGCUGGAGGACGAGAGCCAGGCGCCCCGCCCCGCCCGGCCGAGCGAGCCCAUCGUGGACGUGGCGGUCAUCGUCCGCUCGCAAGGCGAGGAGGUGCCCCAUGGCUUCACCUGCAUCGACCGUACCACCUCGGGGCACCCCGUGGAACUCAACACCAGCCUGCUCAGCAACCCCCAGAUGUUCAUCUGCUACCGGCGGGGGCGGGAUAAGCCCUCGAUCGUGGAACUUGGGGUGCAUUACGGUGGGAAGGACCAGCCCAAACCGGGCUACAAAAUCAUCGACACCACGCCCUACAGCCACUCGGCAAACCUGGCCUCGGGAGCGCCCGGGCACCAGCACACUUUCCUGACGUACCGGCGGGCCAGCGAGGGCCAGGCAUACAGCGCCUUGGGCAUCACGGACAUCUGCCUGAUCAUGCCGAGCAAAGGCGAGAGCACGCCGCACACCUUCUGCCGCGUGGACCGGAACCUCAACGCCGGCAUGUGGGGCCCAGCCCUCUACAUCUGCUACAAGAUGGCUCUGGCUAAAGGAAACACCCUGGUGUACGAAGCAGGCCUCCUCAGCCGCUACCCGGAGGAAGACAACGAGGCUUUCCCGCUUCCCGAGUCGGUCCCCGUUUUCUGCCUACCCAUGGGGGCCACCAUCGAGAGCUGGCCAGCCGACACCAAGUACCAGCUACCCGUGUUCUCCACCUUUGUGCUGACGGGCGCUUCGGGGGACAAGGUUUACGGGGCUGCCAUGCAGUUCUACGAGCCGUUUCCCCGGGAGCGCCUCACUGACCGGCAGUCCAUGUCCCUCAACCUGCUGACCGUGGUGGACCGCCGCCCCAUCACCAGCAAGUCCGUGCAGACCCGCAAGAGCAUCUGCGUGUUGUCCCACUGGCCGUUCUUCGACGUCUUCCGCAAAUUCCUCACUUUCCUCUACCGCUACAGCAUCUCGGGGCCCCACGUGUUGCCCCUCGAGGCGCACGUGUCUCAUUUCAUGCACAACGUCCCCUUCCCGUCUCCGCAGAGGCCUCGGAUCCUGGUCCAGAUGUCCCCCUACGACAACCUGCUGCUGUGCCAACCCGUGUCGUCACCGUUACCUCUCAGCGGGGCCAGCUUUCUCACCCUGCUACAGACACUGGGCUCCGAGCACACGGUGGCCCUCCUGGUGGCCGUGCUGACCGAGCAGAAGCUCCUUAUCCAUUCCCUCCGGCCGGACGUCUUGACCAGCAUCGGGGAAGCCUUGGUCUCGAUGAUUUUCCCCUUGCGUUGGCAAUGCCCGUAUAUCCCCCUCUGUCCACUUACCCUGGCCGAUGUGCUGUGCGCCCCGGUGCCCUUCAUCGUGGGGGUCCACUCCAGUUACUUCGACAUCUACGACCCUCCGCACGACGUCAUCUGCGUCGACCUUGACACGAACACCAUCUUCCAGUGUGAGGAGCGGAAGCCGUUGUCGACCCGCGCUCUGCCCCGGAAACCGUGCAAAGUGUUGCUGGCGUCAUUAAACUCCCAGUACCACCAGCUGGAUGAGAUGUACAACCGGCCGGUGGAAGAAGCCUCGCUGGAGUUUCUGCUGACCGACUACGACGUCAUCUACGGGCGCCGGAAACAGCUGGAGCUGGACAUCCGAGGGGCCCUCCUCCGAUUCAUGGCUUGUCUGCUGAAGGGCUACCGCAGCUACCUCCGGCCCAUCACGCAGGCGCCUUCGGAGAAGACCCGCGAUUCCAGCAGUCUUUUCUUCCUGCAAGGCUUCCUGAAGUCACGCGAUCGAGCCUACCACAAAUUCUACGGGCAGCUUUUACGCACGCAGCUCUUCACACAAUUCAUCGAGGAAUGCUCCUUUGUCAGCGACCGGCAUGCUUGCUUAGAGUUUUUUGAUUCCUGCGUUGACAAGGUGCAGGUGGAUUUAGAGAAACCAGAGGAAGCUCCUCUGAUUGAACUGGACGACACGCACGGCAGCGAGCACACCGUCUUCAUCAUGCCCCCCGAAGAACCCACGGGGCCCAACGGCUUGGAACUGCCACCCCGUUACCAAUAUGAUGGCUUCCCAAUGCUCCAGACCAAGCUCUUUCAGCGGCCCCAGGACCAGCUCAUGCCCUCACUCUGCCAAGCCCGAAGCAGCGCCCCCAGCAGCCCCGCCCCUCGCCGGACCCAGCAGGAAAUCAAGGUCGCUCAGAAAGUAGCACAGAAGUAUUCUUCGGUGCCGGACAUGUGGGCCAAGUGCCUGCUGGGUCACUGCUACGCUCUGUGGUUUAUCACGCUGCCCGCUUACGUCCGCAUGGCGACAUCGAAGGUGCAGGCCCUGCAAAUCGCGUACGAGGCACUCAAGCAGAUGGAGACCAAAGAGGUGGUCUUACCAGACGAGGUGUGCUAUCGCAUCCUGAUGCAGCUCUGCGGGCAAUACGGGGAACCGAUACUGUCCGUGCAAGUCAUGCUGGAAAUGAAGCGGGCCGGGAUCGUCCCCAACACCAUCACCUACGGCUAUUAUAACAAGGCCAUCCUGGAGUGCAAGUGGCCGUCCAGUAGCCAAGGGGGGCGUCUUCGCUGGGCCAAGCUUCGCAACGUCGUCCUGGGGGCCGCCCAGUUCCGGCAGCCCCUGCGCCAGCGCCAGCGGGAGGCGGAAUCACGGAGCCUCAGCCCUCCAACAGACGGCAGAGGGGCCAAGCCCCCCAAAUCCCAGCCCCGCACCGGCCUUCAGCGGCAGACAACCUGGUCUGGGAGCAGCUUGAGUGAGAACCUGCAACCCGCUUCUCUCGCAAAGAGUGGCAGCUUGACUUUUCCGCACCAGGAAACGCCAGCAGGCGCAAUCGCGGCAAAAACACUGGGUAGUCCCAGAUCCGAAAGCACCAACACGCUAUCCACUCUCCCUCCCUGGCUGCGCGGUGGACGGGACGGGCCCGGAAGCUCGGAGGACAGCAGUCUUUCAGACAUCACCAGUUUCUUGACGGACGAGAGCGACAGGAUAACCGUGAGCAGCGUGGAGACCGGACAUCCCGAGGGAACGAUGCCGGGGCCGGGCCAGGCUGCUGAAAACCGUCGCCUGGGGAGCACCCCCCGCCGGAGUCUGACAGCCAAGCUUCAGCAGUUUCUGUCCCCCAUCAAGCGGCCUUCUCUGAGACAGGGGGCUGGCGGGGAGAUCUCCCACGGGCGCGGCGGGUCCGAGCACCGAGAACACGCCUCUCGCCAGAGUCCGCUUGACGGUCACUUGCUGCUCCCGCCGGAACGUCCCAGAUCCACAGCCUCAGAGAGUUCUGCCUCGCUGGGCAGCGAGUACGAUCUCUCGGAUACUUCCCUGUGCAGUUUCAACCUCCGUAAAUCCAGCGAUCGUCUCUUGGAGCCUCCGGCAGUUGAGGUGCUGCUUUCCAGCUGCUCGCGCUGCCAGGCUUGCAACUCGCUGGUGUACGACGAAGAGGUGAUGGCGGGGUGGAGUUCGGACGACUCCAACCUGAACACCACCUGCCCCUUCUGUGGGCGCCCCUUCGUGCCCUUCCUCAGCAUCGAGAUCCAAGAUUUCCAGAUUGUUUCGCUCAGCAUGGCUGAUGCUUCUGACACCAGUUCGGUCUCCUCUGAUUGGCCCCGGGACAAUGAAGCACCCGUCCCAGGGGGUCAGGGCCCGGUGCUCAGCGAUCGGUCCCAGUGCCUCCUCCUGGACGAGGCCGAGUCAGAUCCACGGCGGAAAUCCAGGAAUGGGUCUCUGUGCAACGGCUUCAGUGAAUCCCCGGUGCCUCAGGGUCCUGCCCCCCACGUGGAACAGCUGGCUUUCGCCUACCUCAGCCCCUUGGUCCUGCGCAAGGAGCUGGAGACCCUGCUGGAGAACGAGGGGGCCGUGUUCUUGUCUCAGCCGGAGCUGGUGGACAACCAUCCCAUAAUAUACUGGAACCUGGUGUGGUAUUUCCAGCGGCUGGGCCUGUGCAGCGGCCUGCCCCAGCUGCUCCUGGCUUCCAAGCACGUCCAGCCGGGCUCCCAGGGGCCGACGCAGGAGGGGCCCCCCGUCAACGUGCGCUUGCUCUGGGAUGUGCUGAGCCCCGACCCGGACAGCUUCCCCCCCCUCUAUGUCCUCUGGAGGCUGCACGGUGAGUGCGAGAGCCCCGGAAAAGCCCCCGGGGCCGACACAAAGCAGGAACCGCGGCGCCGAAGCGUCGGGUGGGAGGCGCCGUCAGGAGUCCGAGAAUGCCGGGCUCGGAAGGGAUCUCGGAGGUCCGCUAGUCCAACCCCCUGCCCAGUGCAGCGGUGCCCCAAAGGUUUUUAAAAACCCAGGCAGCCCUCACCAGGGUUGAGUUUCCAGGCAAGAGGGGCACCCCCUUACUCAUGAGGAGACCAGAUUUGCAGCGUCUCUGGAGCCGGGAGGCUGAGAAGGGGAGCAGAGAGAGGCGGGUGUGUUUCCAAAGGGUUCCCCCCCCACCAACACCCCCUCGUUCCCAAACCUUCUCAGAUUGGAUCUCCCUGUAGUAUUUUAAGCUGGCCCCAGGGAAAUCACGCUCCCGUGGUUAAAAACACAAACUUACAAGGAAAAGAUGUCUUUAUUCCCACCUUCCCAGCCUGAUUUUUUUUCAUUGCCUGUUAAUUUGCUGCCGUUCUCCUCCUCCUCCUCCUCCACCUUCUUCUUCUUCC